AUGCUCGUUUCUUUACAAUCAUCAGCCGUUGUCCUGGAAAGUUACCACGUUGCAGAUGCUAAUUUUACCAUCUCCUUCGACCUUGCAAUGACGAGAGCGCGUAGCAUUCAAGAUGUAAACAGUAGAACUGAAAAAGGCGACAAAAAGACUUUCGCAAACGGCUUGCAGUGGAUGCCAAUGACAGGGUCGCUUCCUUACUUCAACGACUAUGGCUGUGUUGCGAUCGACGACCUCGGCGGCAAGAUAUACAUGUUCGGCGGCAAACGCCCUGGAACCGAUGCUCUUUGCUGUGAUUUCAAUGUCUGCGAUGCAAGGACCAUGAAUUGGGAAGACUGGACUAAUUCUCUUAGUCGUGAAUUUGCACCCUCCAGUCCUCUUUCUCCUCUUCAAAAUGCCUCGUCUACUUUUUUGAACAUCCAUGGCUGGAAAUACGUCUUCUUGUUCGGCGGCUAUGAUGGCAUAGACAUCAACUCUCAGCUCAUCGCAAUCAAUAUCAAUACCAAAAUUUGGUCAGUAGUGCCCAUUGAAGGUACAGUGGCUCCUCGCAUGGAUACAGCCAUGGUCGACAUAGGAAAUCGUUUGUAUAUCUUCACAUUGCCGACCCAGAGGAACGAGUAA
This is a messenger RNA of Guyanagaster necrorhizus, 618 nucleotides long. RefSeq lists its product as uncharacterized. The record is from RefSeq and is a predicted model, not a curated record. Bases 1 to 618 code for a protein of 205 amino acids. Lineage: Eukaryota; Fungi; Basidiomycota; Agaricomycetes; Agaricales; Physalacriaceae. The transcript has 4 exons. Gene Ontology annotation, molecular function: protein binding.